UUUCCGGUGGUGUUUGCGCGGGAAGCUGUCUCAGGCUUCAGGCGGGUGAUUUAAACCCGGGAGCGAGCGGUUAAAUGCGGCAAUGGACCCUUCAGAAGUGGAGUUUCUCGCAGAGAAGCAGAUUGUGACUAUUAUUCCCAACUUCAGCUUGGAUAAAAUCUAUUUAAUAACUGGAGAUUUGGGACCAUUCAAUCCAGGGCUUCCAGUUGAAGUACCUGUGUGGCUCGCUAUUAAUCUGAAACAGCGACAGAAGUGCAGGAUUGUAGUUCCAGAUUGGAUGGAUGUAGAUAAACUUGAACAAAUCAAGGAACAGGAGCGUAAAGAAGAAACCUUCACUCCAAUGCCCAACCCACAUUACAUGGAACUGACUAAGUUGCUGUUGAAUCAUGCCUCUGACAAUAUUCCCAAAGCUGACGAAAUCCGGACCUUGGUGAAAGAUACUUGGGAUACUCGCAUUGCAAAGCUGCGGUUAUCUGCAGAUAAUUUUGUGAAUCAACAAGAGGUCCAUGCAAAGCUGGACAACCUCACAUUAAUGGAAAUUAAUACAAUCGGGACUUUCCUCACCGAAUCACUGAAUCAGUUGCACAGUCUCCGUGCAAACCUUCAGCCUGCGGAGAAAGCUCAGUCACAGGACUAUUAAACUGCUUUCUUCAAGGAGGUGAUCCUCUUCUUUAAAAUGAGGGAAGUUUGGAGAAGAGCAGAACCAAGUUCAGCAGGGAAGAUACAGAAGGAGGGUGGGAUUAGUAUGCUGGCAACCUAAGAUCCUGGAAACAUCUCUGCAAGGUGAAAAACUAGUGUUUUGACAAUGUUUUCACUCCUGUGUCAAAGGUUUCUCUUCUUGGGUGCUGACUAAGCAGUGAGGGACUUCCGAAGCUUUUUGUUUCCAAUCUUUUGCUGUAGGUUUAAUUUUUCCUAAAUAAUGAAUGAAAUUAGAUAUGGUUUAAAAUAUAAAUAUGGGUAGCAGUUGGGGAUGCUGUUUUUAAACAAAAACUCAAGGAUAGUGGAUUUGGUAUAUAAAUCAGUGCUUUUAUUGUAUUUGCUCGCUUUCUGAUUGCAUGGUUGACUUGCUGCCAUCUUUAUUUAAAUAAUGGUUUUGUUUGUUCACUUCUACCUGUUUAGUCACAUUUUUUGACAAAUUGGAAGUUUUUUUUGGGGGUGGUUGGGAAGGUGGCAAGAAAUCCAGACAGUUGUCUGCUCACUAAAUCUGAAGUGAACGUAGUUUCUCUGAGCAUUGCACAUUACACAGCUUCACUAUUUAGAUUUCCACUCUAUUCUGAGCCAGUGAUCGGAACGAGAAGCGAAAAGGUGUUAGGUUUAACCAGCGUCGACGAUGUACAGGAAAAACUAGCAAGAACUGCGUUCCCUGGACUACUGUGCACCUUCAUUAUUUGACCAUAAUCACUAAGUGGAAAGUGGAUCAGACUUGCUUGCAUUUGACUUCCUUUUAAGUUCGCAGUGAUUAGUAAUUUGAGUGUGGGGCAAUUUGUUUUUAAGUUAAUUUGUGCGACAUGGGCAUUGAUGUCUGGGCCAGCAUUUAUUGCCCAUCCCUAGUUGUCUUUGAGAAAGUGAGCUGUCUUGAUCUGCUGCAGUGCACCUGCUGUGAGAAUCAGAGUCCCUACAGUGUAGAAACAGGAUAUUUUGGCCCAACAAGUCCACACCACCCCCUGCCAUAGAUCAUCCUACCCAGAACCCCACACCCCCACCCUUUCCCUGUAACCCUGCAUUUCCCAUGGCUAGCCCACCUAACAUAUGCAUCCAUGGACAUUAUGGGCAAAUUAGCUUGGCCAGUCGACACAACCUGCACAUCAUUGGACUGUGGGAGGAAACCAGAGCACCUGGAGGAAACCCAUACAGACACCAAGAGAUGGUGCAAACUCCACAAUCGCCUGAGGGUAAAAUGGAGCCUGGGUCCCUGGAGCUGAGGUAGCAGUGCUAACCACUGAGCCUGUGCUGUGGUUUGAUCCACAAUGGCAUCAGAGAGAAGUCCAUGAUUUUGACCCGUGACAGAGUGUAAUUUUAGCCAAGUCAGGCUGUUGAGUGGCUUAGAGGGUAACUUUAGCUGGUGGUGUUCCUAUGAAUCUGCUGCCCUUGUUUUUUUCAAUGGAAGUGGUUGUGGGUUUGGAAAGUGCUGCCUAAAUGUUUGGGGAAUUUCUGUAGUGCAUCUUGAAUUUGCCACACGUUGCUGCUACUUAGCAUUGGUGGUGAAGGGAGUGGAUGCAGUACCAGUGAAGUGGGUUGCUUUGUCCUGAAUGGUGUCAAGCUUGUUGUGUUGUUGGAGUAUCAUUCAUCCAGGCAAGUAGGGAAUGUUCCAUCUCAGUCCUGUCUUGUAGAAGGUGGACAGGCUUUGAGGAGUCAGGAUUUAUGAGUAGAAUGCCUCACAUCAUCCAUCUACCAACUUGACUCAAAAAUCAAAAACCACUCAAACUUUGCAGAAGAGCAGAAAAUCUAACUCUUUUCAGUUGCAAAGAAAGUAAGUUAGAGGAGCCUAAUACUUGAUGUGCCUUGAAAGUUUUAAACUGCAGGCCUGCAGUUUCCAUUUUAACUUGUAUGUGUAUUUGGAGCAACUUUUGUAAUUCAAAGAUUACAAUUUCCUGCCUGUGGCAAUUUCAUGAUUUGAGUGUAACAUUUUUACAAUAAAUCUGCUUCCUGAAGGACUGAUGUUGCUUCUAGUAUCAUUGUAGGUAAUUCAUAAAAGGCCUGGGCCAAAAGUAAGCUUCAAUUUUGUAGGCAGUCUAAGAAGGAAAAUUUAUUCUGCUUUUUUUUUUGCUGCUGACUCACAUUUUAUUAUACAGCUGUGUGGAUAAUGAGCUGCUACAUUAGUGAUGAAUUCAACCUGAAACUUCUGCUUCUCAACUACAGUACAAUUGUGUAUUUGGCAAACUGCUUCUAACCAAGGCUUUAAAUUUAUGUCCCUUUGCUUAGUAAUAAGAUUCAACAGGUUAUAAAUAGAGUUCUGACUUGGGAAGGGUCAAUAUAUAAAGAAGGUUCUGCUCCUUAUGGACUGAGGGUUGGAGGGAAAAUGCAAUUGAAAAAUCUGUUCUUGCAGCAAAAUGUGUUGGAUGAAUUUGGCUUGUGGUUGUCCACAUUCUCAAAAACUGGACAACAGUCCCUGUACUUAAUUGGCUGUGAAGUUUUUCAUACAUUGAGAUUGUGAAGGUUACUAUCUAAAUUGAAAUGUUUCUUACACCUUGCUGCAAUAUAAAAAGCCAGUUAAAAUGUUUCAAACAUCUUCAAAUGUUUCUCAUCUAUUUUCUGCUCAAAUGCCUUUUGUUGAUGGUCCUACUGGAGGAUGAAGCUCAAGCUUUGAUUCGAUCCUCUGACCUCCAUCAACUGGAACCUAGAUUUAGCACUGAGCUCUAUUGUGUCGAAGCAAAUGUUUUGGAGGAGGACUCCAGUCCGAUGUAAAGAAAUUUUGCUGUGUUACAUGAAAAUGAAAAAAUCCUGAUGACUAGAACAUUUUAGUUUUGAAUGUCAGCAAAUAGCUUACAAACUACACUAAAAGCUAGAUACCACUUAAAAAUAGGACUUUUAAAAAAGUUCACUGCAAGUACUCAGUGAAGAGGAAACCUAAGCAUUUUUAUGAAGAAGCAUCCAGACCCAAAACAUUAGCUUUCCUGCUCCUCUGAUGCUGCCUGGCCUGCAGGGUUCAUCCA
Molecule: messenger RNA, 3653 nt
Organism: Stegostoma tigrinum
Lineage: Eukaryota; Metazoa; Chordata; Chondrichthyes; Orectolobiformes; Stegostomatidae
Gene: gins2
Product: GINS complex subunit 2
Exons: 5
Coding region: 83-640 (185 amino acids)
Biological process (GO): double-strand break repair via break-induced replication; DNA replication
Cellular component (GO): nucleus; GINS complex
Source: RefSeq, a predicted model, not a curated record